This is a messenger RNA of Balaenoptera musculus (blue whale), 1281 nucleotides long. RefSeq lists its product as uncharacterized. The transcript is spliced from 6 exons. Bases 1 to 927 code for a protein of 308 amino acids. The record is from RefSeq and is a predicted model, not a curated record. NCBI's taxonomy places the organism in Eukaryota, Metazoa, Chordata, Mammalia, Artiodactyla, Balaenopteridae.
AUGGUGGACCUCGUGUUGGCAAGAGCUGAGCCUGUUCCCACACUGGGACGGAGGGAGGUUUCGCCGCUGGUGAGACGGGGCACAGCUGGAGGAGUCCCGAGGGAGAGGGGACGGAGGAAGGAGACUGAGGAGGGGGGUCCGAGCGCAGGGGGCUGGAGAGGCUCGUGCAGGGAGAGCAGACGGCACCGCCCCCCAGGGCCAGGAGCAGCUACGGUGUGUGCACGCUUGCUGCGCGCCCAGGCUCUACAGGGUUUCAAGGGCGGGAUCGCACGUGAUGCGCAGAACCGCCGUCUGUGGCCUCGGUCGCUCCACCUUCCAGAGGAGCAACCGGAAGCUCACAACGGCGAACUCUUCGCUCGGGACCACCCGGCGGCGGGGCGGCAGGGCGGUGAGAAAGCCUCCAAAUGGCGGGCGCGCACUGGACCCGCGCACGCGCGCUGGGGCUCGCUGCGCCCCUGUGACCCAGAAUUCCACGGCCUCGGAAGAGACCAUAGGCUCUGCAGGAGGGGGGAGUCCGGGGGCGGCACCUGCACCAUUAAACGGGCCGGAAGUUCCGUUGAGUCUUUUGCCAUGAUCCGCCUCCCUUCUGUGAGGGGUGGAAUGUUCCGACUCCUUAAGAGGCUGGGACGGGGGAGGCCUGCCCUUUCUACUGUAGAUGUUGGGCGGUUGGCGGGCAGACACACUCGCUUUUGGAGACGGGAGCAGCAUCGCUACCCGAGGUUUAAGAGCCAGUUUGGGUUGCAAGUUAGUGAAGGGUGGCCAGCGCGUCAUCACCGACAGCUGAGGAUGGGAGCCCAAGCGCUGGCCUGCUCCGAGGUUUUGAGCACUGAAGAGUGGGGUCGGCGCAGCAGAGUUCUAAAGCGGGCGGCAGUGGCAGCAGCACCGCAGCCCAAGAAGAGGCUAUGCUGCAGCAGGGGCAGAAUUUGAAACCCAAAGGACCAGGGGCAGCCAUCAACUUGGACCCUGAAAACCUAGGCUCCCACACGUGGUGUAGGAACACUCACCUUGUACUGAGUAUCAGAGGGACGUUCUCGCCAAUGAGAGCGCCAGGAAAUGGAUUUGGCAACCUUCUUCUGGGACCGCGCGGACUGGCACUUCUGGUGUCAUUGAAUUCAUGAGUGUUCUUGUAUCGUCCCUUAACCAAAAGGAGCUUUUGUACUUUUAAAUAUUGUAUAAAUGCGUUCUUGGGUGAGAGCCUGAGGUUUCUGAACUGGAAACUUCCAGAAAUUUCUAUCUCCAUGCAGUUAACCAUAAACUGUGUAAUAAACGUAUGGUCUUUGG